Molecule: messenger RNA, 183 nt
Organism: Cladocopium goreaui
Lineage: Eukaryota; Dinophyceae; Suessiales; Symbiodiniaceae
Source: the annotation of a GenBank genome assembly
GAGGAGCAUUCGGAGGCCAAGUAUGAUUGCAUGGCGGGCUACUCCAAUUGGAGAAGCGGUUGGUCUUUAGACAAGAAAUCCUGGCCGGGGAGCCUUGCAAGGGUGCUGCGACAAGGAGCAGCGCGGUUGUGUUUGAGUGGCCGCACGGCGCACCUGCAAGGUGGUGUCCGACUUCAUGGAGAA